Molecule: messenger RNA, 393 nt
Organism: Colletotrichum truncatum
Lineage: Eukaryota; Fungi; Ascomycota; Sordariomycetes; Glomerellales; Glomerellaceae
Source: RefSeq, a predicted model, not a curated record
AUGACCGCCGAAGUAUCCCACGGAAGGGGAGGAGCCGGAAACAUCAACCCGGACAACACCAAGUACGUCGAUGGCGAGGUUGUGAGAACCGGCCCCGAGGGUUCUCACGGUACCGGCGCAUACAGCGCUGGCAGAGGAGGUGCCGGUAACAUUGGCGACGCCGGCAACGUGCCCACCCCGCGCUCCGACAAGGACCUCGUCCCCGAGGAGGCUUACCGCCCCUCCACUGAAGGCCAGGACUACCACGGCGGCCGCGGCGGAGCGGGAAAUGCGCAUAAGUCGAUCGAUCACGAGAAGAAGGCGGCAGCCCAGGCCCGCGCCGACGGCACCGCCGGCGUCAGCGUCGCGGACAAGCUUAAGGCUAAGAUCCUCGCCCCGUUCCACAAGAAGUAG